Messenger RNA from Manihot esculenta (cassava), 2780 nucleotides. RefSeq names its product F-box/kelch-repeat protein At3g06240. NCBI's taxonomy places the organism in Eukaryota, Viridiplantae, Streptophyta, Magnoliopsida, Malpighiales, Euphorbiaceae. Gene Ontology annotation, molecular function: protein binding. The transcript has a single exon. The record is from RefSeq and is a predicted model, not a curated record. Bases 411 to 1502 code for a protein of 363 amino acids.
AAAUCAUCUCUUAAUAUUUAAUUCAAAUUAUAUGUUAUUAAUAUGGUUGUAUUGUUUUUAUAAAUUUUAAUGUAUUCAUUUUAUAAUAAAAAUGGGUAAAUUUGUUUUGUUACAUUUCUCAUGGAUAACUUCAGAUUUCCCUGCAAACACAUACCUUAACGUAGUUGGAAAAAGUCAAAUCUAUUCCAACUUGUUUUAUUUAAUUCCAAUGUUGGAAUGACUAUUGGGGCCAUUGACAAGUCCACUCUUUCUAGAAAGGGUUGGGGUCCCAUCUCCCAAAUUCACUCUGGCUUACAGAGGAAGUUCCACGGCGAAGACCUCUUAUAUGUGUAAUAUGUCUGCAUAAAACCUCAGACAACACAUCCAACAACCAAGAAUCAACCCAAACCAAAGUGAAGAUUGAAGAAGCCAUGUCCAGACUUCCCCCUCAACUCCCCCUUGAAAUCUUCAUCGACAUCCUUUCGAGGCUCCCUGUUAAACCUCUGCUACGUUUCAAGUCUGUAUGCAAGUCUUGGCGUUCUUUGAUCUCCAAUAAUCCUGAAUUCGCCAAGUUUCACCUUGAACGUGCUAAGCAAGACACCAGUGAUAGCUGCCACAGGCUCUUUCUGGCGACUUUUCCGUUACAGUCCAUAGAUCUCCAAGCUUACUGUGAUGGCGAUGACAGUACAGCAACUAGAGAGCUCAGUUAUCCAUUGAGGAGUGAAAGUGAACUCAGUUUCGUGGGAUCUUGCAAUGGCCUGAUUGCUGCAGUUCUUGACUCUAACCCACAAAUCAUUGUGUGGAAUCCUUCUACUGGACAAUCCAGGGAAUUAUCAAUGCCCAGUUGCUGUUUUCCAGAUGAUAAGCUCUUUUCGGGAUUUGGAUAUGAAUCUCACCUUGAUGAUUACAAAGUAGUAAGAGGUUCCAUCUCUGCUUCGAGUUCUGAAGUUGAAAUGGAGGUCUUUAACUUGAAAGGUAAUGAGUGGAGAAGAAAAACAAAUCUCCAUUGUAGUGCUGCUUUCACGGGAUCAGCUACUUAUCUAAAUGGGGUUCUGCAUUGGCUGGUUGAGGAAAAGUAUCCAAACAGAAGAUAUCUGAUCGUUUCGUUUGAUUUGGCAGAGGAGAAAUUCCUAGAAAUGGUAACAGUGCCAGAUCAUAUUUCUCAAAACUCUCACUUGGAUUUAAAAGUUCUAAGGGGAUUCCUUUGCGCCUGUAAUGGGACUUACGAUCCAUAUUACGAGGCUUGGAUAAUGAAGGGAUAUGGCCCUGAAGCUUCUUGGACUAGAUUGUUUAGUUUCUGCAGUGACCCAUUACCAGGAUGUAAAUAUUGGCUUCAGGUGUUAUGGGCUGCAAAGAAUGGUAAUAUUGUGCUUGAUUAUGAAGGAUGGGAAUUAGUUGUUUUUAAUCCUGAAGAAAAGACUGUAAAACAAUUUACAGUACCCAAUGAAUGGGAUUGCUUUGAAGCAACUACAUACAUAGAAAGCCUUGUCUCCCCAAAUGCUGCAGUGGAGGCCGGUAAUUAAAAUGGAGAGAACAAGCAACAGAAUGAAGCAAUCGACACAGAUUAUAUUAGUAUUAGUAACCUUCCUGUCUUUGGGAUCCUUAAUGAUUCCAUUACAAGUAAACUAAUUUCAUUGUUUUCUUUAAAAAAAAUUUCUAUAGUAAAUGCAAUACUGAAGAACUUAUCUCCAUCAACAUUUCAUUCAAUGGAAAUCCAACUGAAUAAAUAUUAUGCUUUGAGGAGUCUCCAAACUACACAUUUUAAGUCAAAACACAGAUAACAAUAAAGAAACAGCCGGAGACCCAAGGAUCUUCAGGCUUUAGACUAUAAAGCGCUGUAAUGAAGCAAAACUCAUGGCAUCUCAAUCUCUUUUAACUUUCAGGUGGACGGAUCAACGACAUAGUGGCAAACCUUGGGUUGCCACAACAACAAAAUUAGACUUUAACAUCAUUUGCACAUAAGGUUAAUACAAUAGAUGACAUCAAGUUAAAUUAGAUAUCAAUUCUCUCGCCAUCUCAAGUGUAGAUUUCAGAAAAACAUAAUUUAAAGAUACAAUUAAUAAUCAGAAUUUUUAUGUUUGGUGGAGAGAGUAAAUCCAAAAUAAACAACUCAAGUGGGGCAGGAGAGCACGCUCAAAACAACAUAAGCAAAGGUGAGAGCUAUAUUUUGCUAAUAUACUUUAUUAAUUAUUACUAUUUGAUUUAUUCGCCCUUUACUGAAUAAAAAAAAAUCAAAUUAAAAAAAAUAAAGAUAUGUUCUAUUCCUUUUUUUUUUUUUUUUGUAAAAAUAAGAAAAUUCAUUAAAGUCAUUAACUUGGCAAGAAUGAGAAUACAAAAUUCAUCUGGAGAAAAGAAUUGCAAGACACCAGCGACAGCCGCCACAGGCUCUUUCUCGCGACUUUUCCCUUACAGUCCAUAGAUCUCCAAGCUUACUGUGAUGGCGAUGACAGUACAGCAACUAGAGAGCUCGGUUAUCCUGUGAGGAGCGGAAGUGAACUCCGUUUCGUGGGAUCUUGCAACGGCCUGAUUGCUGCAGUUUUGGACUCUAACCCACAAAUCAUUAUGUGGAAUCCGUCUACCUGGGAAUCCGGGGAAUUGGCAAUGCCCAGUUGCUGUUUUCCAGACGAUAAGUUCACCUUGAUGAUUACAAAAUAGUACGAGGUUCCAUCUCUGCUUCGAGUUCUGAAGUUGAAAUGGAGGUCUUUAACUUGAAAGGUAAUGAGUGGAGAAGAAUACCAAAUCUCCAUUGUAGUGCUGCUUUCAUGGGCCCAGCUACUCAUCUAAAUGGAAUUCUGCAUUGG